AUGAUCAACUCGCCGCUCGACGCGGGUCCCGCGUCGCCCGUCGCGGCCACGGGUGACGUGGAAGUGGAAGAGGCCAUGAACAAAAUCAUGAACCUCAUCUCCAACACCGACCAGGACCUCGAGCAAGGCGAGAACGAUGACGGGUUCCACUCGCCCGCUGCGCACCCCGACGCCAGCGAUGAGCCCGCGGCAAACGACAAGACCCCGGCGGUCGCUGCUGCGGUCGCGCCCUCCGAUGAGCCCCCCACGGCGACCACCAAGCCCGCCGUUCCCGUGCUCGGAGGCCGCCCGCGCCCCCUCGCGCCCGUCAGGAAGCUCGCGGUGCCGGUGGCCGCAGCUGGCACUGCGCUCACUGCGGUCACACCGACCGCGGCCCCGAGCAAGACGGACGGUGCCCCGGCGCCCAAGCCCGCCAAGCCGCUGGCUGCGAAGCCGAAGAUCAAGUCGGUGCUCCCCAGCGGCGGCGCGGGCCUCGCCAACAAGCUCACGGCGCCGAAGGGCCCCACCAAGGCAAAGAGCGCGUACAUGUUCUUCUCGGCGGACAUUCGGGCGAAGCUGAAGGAGGAGGGCGUGUCGAACGGCGACAUCAUGCGCAUCACUGCGGAGCGCUGGAAGGCGCUCGCCGCGUCCGACAAGGAGCCCUUCGAGAGCCAGGCCGCCAAGGAUAAGACGAGGUACGCCGCUGAGGUGGCGAAGUACGAGCAGGAGCACGGGGAGAAGCCGCCGACCGGGAGGGCGACCAAGGCUGGCAAGGGCGGCACUGCGGCCAAGGAGGGCGCAGCUGGCAAGAAGAAGCCCGCGGCACCGCGCACCAAGUCCGCGUACAUGCUCUUCUGCGACGCGAAGCGCGCACAGGCCAAGCAGGAGAACCCCGACGCGGACUUCGGCGCAGUGACGAAGAUUGUCAGUCAGUGGUGGAGGGAGCUCGGCGACAGCGAGAAGGCUGCCUUCCAAGUGCAAGCCGCGGACGCCAAGCUCCAGGCUGCGGGUCCCGGCCUGCCGGCCCCGGCUGCGGACGCAGCGCCCAAGGUGGCCGCCGCGCCGAGGAAGAGGAAGGUCGAGAAGCGCAAGAAGGACGCGGUGGAGGACUACGACUCCGACGACCUCUGCGACGACACCGAGGACGAGGAGCGCCCGCCGAAGAAGCGCCCCGCUCGCGCCGCGACGAAGGCUGCCCCGGGCGCCGACGCGGACGCCGGUGACGGUGAGGGCCCCGCUCCCGCCAUCGACGAGGAGCGCGACGACGACGAGCCCGAGUUCCCCGAAGUCGAGGACUGGUCCGCGGAGGUCCCCGAGGGCAUCCUCUUCCACGUCCCGGAGCGCCGCGACAGGAGCGGCAAGGUCGUGCGCCGCACGCAGUUCGCUGUCAAGCUGCAGGGCAAGGGCUGCCAGGCGCUCGGCAUGUGGGACCCCGCGGAGCACGCCGGCACCCCGCACGCCGACGCGGUGCCCCGCAGCAUGAUCGAGGAGUACUACGCCCGGAGGGAGGCGUACGACGCCGCGAUCGCCAAGUGCAACCGGGGCAACUACCUGGAUUUGGAGGACGUCGGCAGCGACCCCGCGCUGGACGCGCUGGAGAUGUCGUCCUUCCUGGGGCACCUGCAGGCCGCGCAGUUCCCGCUGCACGUCGCGAACAAGGCGCACGCGCGCGUCGUGGUGUCGCCGUCGUCGCUGUUCCCGGGGGACUCGGCCGCGCGCCUGCCCAUCAUGGGCACGUCGUUCGUGGCGCAGAGGGUGCUGGACAUCGAGCGGCGCCGCAGGGAGGCGCUGGAGGCGGAGCUCGCGGCGCUGAGGAAGCAGGUGGCGUGCGUGCAGGGCGAGGUGGCCGCGGCGGCGGCUGAGAGGGGCGCGGCCGCGCAGGGCAUGGAGUGCGACGGGGCGUGA
Pedinophyceae sp. YPF-701 is the source of this 1884-nucleotide messenger RNA. Lineage: Eukaryota; Viridiplantae; Chlorophyta; Pedinophyceae. The record is from the annotation of a GenBank genome assembly.